This is a messenger RNA of Plasmodium coatneyi, 9333 nucleotides long. RefSeq names its product Guanylyl cyclase. Gene Ontology annotation, biological process: intracellular signal transduction; cyclic nucleotide biosynthetic process; adenylate cyclase-activating G protein-coupled receptor signaling pathway. Gene Ontology annotation, molecular function: adenylate cyclase activity. The coding region runs from base 1 to 9333 and encodes 3110 amino acids. Lineage: Eukaryota; Apicomplexa; Aconoidasida; Haemosporida; Plasmodiidae. The transcript has 14 exons. The record is from RefSeq and is a predicted model, not a curated record.
AUGAAGAGCACAAAGAGGAUGAAGACGGAGGCUCUGACGCUAAUGCAUUUAGACGGAAAAAGAAAAUACAUAGGCACAGGCAACAACAUUUACAGAAAAGUUGUUAUCAACCCAACGUCAGAAGAUGACUUGCAAAAAUUCUGUAGAAAUUAUUUUAGAAUAUAUAAUUUCUCUCUAUAUAACUUUAUCCGAAGACUGAUAUCGCUAGACGCGGUCAUCGUAUACUCGCUCUUCCUAACGGUUUAUGUAUUUUCCGAAAUUAGCCAAGGGAUAACGAAAAAGUUUAUUUUUAUGGAUACGGCCAUUUCUAUGUUUCUAAACAUUGCCAUUUUGGUGGUGACGGAAACUCUUUACGAGCUGAAGCAUCUGAAGGAUAUAAAGGAUGCGAAUUCGCAGUGCUACCUGAGGAUAGUGCCGAAGAUGUCUCACUUUGAAAAGGUCACAACCAAAGACAUAAAGGUGGGAGACAUUAUUAGAGUAUUCCAAGGCGACGAAUUUCCAGCAGAUGCCGUCAUCCUAUACGUUAAAAACAAUUUAAAUGCUAUGGUGGAUUCUUUUAAAAUUGAUGGAUUGUUUAGGAAGAGCAUUAAGUACCCAGUGGAUAAGUACAAAAUCGACAGGGAUUAUCUAAAAAUGCUGUCAGAAAUUAACGGGUUCAUUAGAUGCGAACUGCCUAACAAGAACAUAUUCUGUUUUCAGGGGAACUUCAAGUUGGACAAACACCCGAGGUCGUUGAUGCUAAGCUAUGAGAACUUCGCUCUGCAAUCAUCCAUCCUGAAAGGGGCAGAAUACAUCGACGCAGUGGUCGUAUACACCGGAGCUGACACAAAAAAAAAUUUAAAUAUUCCCCAAAAAACAGAAGAAAGCAGAACAUUCUGUAUAAAAAUGAACAACGUAGUGUACUACUUAAUUUUCAUGUAUUUCUUUUUUGUCCUCCUGAGUAUUAUAAUAAAGCUGACGUUAUAUCGCACACGUGAGUUUCACCAGAAGACGAAUGAUACCUUCUUAACCGUUUUGGAGGACUUCAUUGGGCUAUACAUUUUGGUGCUUCCGAUAAUGAUUUACUCGGAGAAGAGCCUUAUAUAUAUCAUCCAGAGUUUGAAAAUAGGUGCGUCUAAAAUGGGUGAAAAUAGACCUAAAAACGACCUGCGAAUGAAGGAAGGCCCGAACGGUGAGAAGCCAAAGGUUUUUAAUAAAAACAAGAAUGAUGCACUAGGGGCUGUGGACCUGCUGGCAACAGCUCGAAAUGGUAUUCUUGUGAAGAAGAAGGAACUGUUUGUGUCAUGCGCCGUGAACAACGUUGUGUAUGCCAAAGGUGACUUUGUCUAUUCGGGCGGGGAGUUCCGCUUGCCCACGUUGAACAUCCUGGACGGCGAAAGAAGGAACGUGGCAGAGCUUUUAAACCUGGACGAAAGAAUUUUCAAGGACCCCGAGAACGUGCUCUUGCCGUCGAGGGACUUGGGGCUUUUCCUGAAAAUAUUCCAGAACCGCAUCGCUCCCAUUUACAACCCGUUCGUGGAUGACUUGUCGAUGGUGUUGAGGGAGAAAUAUAGGAGUUACUUGAAGGAGGAAAUUUUGAACAAGAGCGUGAAGCUCACGCCGUUCGUAAAGUCUAAACUAAAUGGGGGCUACAACCGUAGGGCAGGAAUGAGCCAAUUUUACGAGAACUUCAAGAACAACUACAACUGCAAAGAGGUCAUAGAAGACGCGCAGAGAGGGGAGGACCAGGCGGACAAAAUAGAAGAGUUCAUUCUUGGAAUAUGCGGAUGUAACCGAGUCAUUAUCUACAACGAAAAGUGUCUAGACAUGGGAAUGAAGGAAUAUAAGAGUGAAAGUUACAAUGACGCAUAUGUGAAGUAUGAGAAGGAAAACACCCAUGAAAUGGAAAAUGAGAAAAAUGAUAAACAUGCAGAAAAAGCUGAUGAAGAAAAUUUCCACACGAUUGAAUAUGAAGAUAUAUGCUUGUAUAACAUUGUGAAGAAUAUAGGGUAUCAAGUAUACUGCUAUAAGAACAGAUUAUUUUUUUAUAAUUUAAAAAACGAAUGCCACGAAUACCAUUUGAUCUGUUUUCAUGAUUUCUUGAAGAGCAAUAAAUUCUCCAUGUGUAUUUUAAAAGACAUAAAGGAGUUAGACAAAGGUAUCCUCUACGUGCGUGGCUACGACUUCAACAUUCUUCCCUACUUAUCGCUAGCCAAAAAUGACAUAAAUAAAAUAAAAAAAAUUAUAAAAAUGUACACCAUGAAUUAUUUGAAGGUUAUUCUGAUCUGCAAGAAGGAGAUUAAAAAUGAGGACAUUGGAAAAUAUCUCCUUCUGAAGAGCAUCCGGAAUAGCAACAACAGCAGGUUGUCCUUCAGAUUCUACGAUUUAAUGAAAAUGUUUUUAUUUAACGAUUUAGAAGUAGUUGGGAUGAUUGGAUUGAAGAACGACUUGAAGGAAGGGGUGGAGGAAACUUUUCUCGACUUGGCCAAAUUUGACAUCCGCUCGUGGAUAUUUACCAAUGAGUAUUCCAAGGACACUUACUUGACAGCACUAGAAUGUAAUUUGAUUGCCUCCAAUUCGAACUUAUUUGUAAUUAACUUUUUUAAUCCACAGGAGAAUGAAGCGGGGGAAUGCACACAAAAUGUGGACAACACGGACAGUGCGAACAGCACCAACAAUGUGCAGAAGGAGGAACGUGAUGACAGCAUGGAUACCAUGGCCAAUGCUCUGUUCAACAAUUUUACCCUCUCCCUGGAUAAACUCAACUCUACGUCUUACGCCAUCGCAAUAAACGACGCUAGUAUAAAAAAUAUAAUGAGCAAUGCGCACGCCAUGAAAAUGUUCCUUUGCAUAGCCAUGCGAGCUACGGUCGUUUUGUUUUGCAAGAUGGAUAAUGAGACCAAGGGAAAAAUUAUAAAAAAAGUGCUCUCCCUAACUACCCCCAGAUUGACCAUCCUAGGGGUGGGGUCGAAUCUAAAUGACGCCUAUCUACUGAAGAACACCACAAUCAGUGUGUGUCUAAAUUUGAACGAGCGGGUCAAUGUGCUCUAUAGCAUAUCGGAUUACGUUCUGCAGGAGUUUAGGUACAUUAUCGACCUGCUUAUUCUGGGACGGCUGAACAAAAUUUCGCUCAGCCGGUCCUUCCUCUGGAUAAUAUACCUAAAAAUCACCAUCGUCUCGCUGUACUUUUUCCACAACUUCGAUAAUUUCUUCUCCGGGUCGUCCACCUCGUCCAUCUUGUAUACCCAGACGACUUUUGCCGUUUUUCAUUAUUUGCUCAUUAUAGCAUUUUCAGCGUACGAAAUAGAUUUGCCCUACAAGUUUAUCAGGAGCGUCCCCUACAUCUAUCAGUUUGCCAGAAGGAAGUACAUCCUAAACAACACGAUAAUAAUUUUAACCAUCCUGGAAGCCAUGCUGAUUUCGCUGAUCUCGUACUACAUCAUGAAGGUGCACGUGUUCCCCCUGAUAUCACAUCGAACAUUCACCUUCCACAUAUUCAUCCUGAAUUUUUUUAUAACGUCAGAGAAGAUUUUGCUGCUCUCCAGAACAUGGCACUUGUACUUCUUCAUCCUGGCAGUUCUUAUCAUCUGCUUCCUAUUUAUAUACGUAAAUGUGUACACCUUAUUUGACUGUUUGAAAAUAGGGAAGUGUGAAUUGAGUCUGUUCCACACGGAGGACUGCUACUUUUGGCUGUCUCUUCUUCCCAUUUUGUAUAUAAACUUUUUCAUAGACAAGGCGGCCAAGUUUAUCAUCAACAGAAUUUACCCUGACAUAGCAGACUACUUCCGGGAGAACGUACUGAAGAGAGACCAGAAAAAGUCCACAAAGGAGAACACAACAGAGGAUAACAUAAGUGGUAAUGUAAAGGACAGGGCGCAUGGUCCACUCAACCCGGAAGGGAAUGCAAAUUUGAAAAAAUUCAUCCCGACGCCGAAGCAAUAUAGCAUAAGAGAUAACAACACGUACUACAGCAGAACGAAGAAGACCAAAUUCAUCUACGAGACGUUUAGAAAAGUUAUAGGCAUAAACAUAAAGUACCGAAAUCAGCAGUUAAACUUGGAAUAUAACACAUACGAAAAGAGAAACAAGCUAAAAUUGAGGACGAUAGGAAUUGUCUUAUUUGCCAUUUUUUUUAUAAUAUUUUUUGUACAAGCGGUUGUUUCGAAAUGUACGAAGAGUGUAAGAUUUUCGCUAACCGCUUUGACGUAUUUUUUAAUCCUGUACUACUUCUUCGUGACGAUUUGGAUGGUUUAUAUAAGGCUACGGAACAGGUCCAACUCGACGCUCUUCUUUUUUAUUGGAAAAUUGGUACUCAUAUUUGGAUUCAUCUUGGAGCUGUAUGAGAAUGUAAGUAACGACAUCAUCAAUAUGUUGGUAGUGUACUCCUUUACCGUUUCGUACAUUUUUUUUCUUUCGUUCAAAAUAUUAGAAGGGAUAAUAAUAUGCACCCUCGUGUUGGUAUUAACCUGUUGGGUGUACUACGAGAAGAACAGAGCGUUAGGUUCUAUGUGUGCGAAAUUUUGCGAAAAUCCGUAUCUGAGUUUACACCACUUGGAGGAGGUUAAUAUUUCAUGUCUGUGCAAACAACAAAUAGUGACCUUCAUCAUUUGCAUACUAAGCUUCACCUUCAUUUGCCUUUCCAUGAAAUAUUACGAAAUUUACUACCUAAAAAAGAAGUUUCUAUUUAGAUAUAAACAGAAGGUUAAUUUAACCAAGCAGAUUGAAAUAUUGCAUACAAUGCUACCUAGCUUUUUGGUAGAAUACCUACUCAUAAGCGACCCCAAGGCCGAUGGGAUAAUGGUUGGCAAGAAUAUAUCUGGAGAGGAUAGAGGAAUAAUAUCCGUAAUUUUCUGCGACAUUGAUGAUUUUCAAAGUAUGGUUUCGACAUUGCAGCCACAUGCCCUUGUAGAAACGUUAGACAAUUUAUACCUAUAUUUUGACAAGUGCAUAAAGUAUUUUAACUGCAUUAAGAUUGAGACGGUGUUUGAAUCUUACCUGGCUGCCUCAGGAUUGAGUGAAAAGCAGAAUGACUGCGUGCACAAAAUUAAGUAUGACACGAGGUGCGCCAUCAAGCUUGCCAUCGCGCAGCUCAGCGCUAAAUAUUACAUUUCGUAUAAGGUGCUGGAUGGGGGGAAGAAUAACGUGGGAAGUGACCACAUCCAGCAUAGCAGUAGUUAUACGCUGCCAGUGCAAAGCGGGGAAGAUACCCAAUAUGAUAGGUAUACUCAGAAAAAUAUUAGCUUACGUAUUGGCAUACACACGGGAAAAGCUAUCAGUGGCGUCAUCGGGUCGGUCAAACCGCAGUAUUCACUCUUUGGAGACACAGUCAACACGGCGUCUAGAAUGAAGUCCACUGCACUUACAGAUCAUAUUCACGUGUCCUACGAUACGUAUAAAUAUCUAGAGGAUGACACGUCCCUGGUGUGGAAGGAGCGCAAGAUGUUUAUUAAGGGAAAGGGGGAAAUGAGAACCUACUUGUUGGUCGACAUUUUGGACCAUGUGAAGAAAAUCGAGGAGAAUUCGGACGUGGGAUUUUCAAGCUCCACGCUGUUUGGGAAGGCGGACGAGGGGAUGGAAGAGGAACACAUAGAUAGUGGCGUCGUGGAAGAUGCCUAUGUGGGGAAACGGCGGGCGAUGCAAACCUCCCACAGGGAAGAUGAUCUCCCCAUGCAGGAUGCAACGGAAAAGUUGCACCCGAAAAAAAAGAAGCAGAAGGAACGGCGGAUUAGAGGAAAUGCACACCAAAUUGAUGCCCGAAGUACACUAAUUGAAGAGAUACUGGAUGUGUACGAAAGGGGAAGCGAUUCUUCUAGGAAAGACAACUGGUACUAUUACAACAAAGCAGACAACGCAAGUGACAGUAUGAAAAGUAAUGACUUCCCUACGUAUUCAAGAGCGUUUAACUAUAGGAAAUCCAAGUAUCUUAGUUUGGAUAAGCUAAAAUUAGCAGACAGCGUGCGAAGAAACAAUUUAAACGACUUCGAAUCGCCAGUAGGUUUAAGAAAGGAAAUUGCUGGGGGGACAAAAGAGUCGGAUGAAUUUUUUACAUCCCCUUAUGUAGAAGAGGAGCACCAGAUGGAGGGUAUCAAAAAGGUGAGAAGGAGUGAAGCCGUUGUGAAAAAACAUUCCUCCGAGUUUAUGCACCAAUUUGAUACACCAGAUGGGGUUAUAAAGAACUACAUAAAGGAGAGGAGGAACUACCAGCGUAAAUUUUACGCGCCCCAUUUUUAUCUUGGAGACAUACUUAAACAAUCUAAUGAGUUAAAAAAGGGGGAGAAGAAGAAAAAGGCAAAGAGGGAAGAACAAGCAGGUAAACGGAAGGGAACACACGAAGAGGGUGUGUCCUACAAUUUUGUCAAUGGAAGCUUCUCAUCCAACUGGGAAUACUCCACAGAAUCGGAGUUCUACUUGUAUGAUGAGAAAUUAAGGCAGAGCAAAGGGUACAUAAAUUUUGACGAUCUGUUUACCAAAAUAUACAGGAAAAAGAGGAACAUCCUCCAAGGGGAUAUUCAGCACAUUCCCAGGCAGGGAUUCCUCUUCCCAAAAAAUAAUGCAAUAAAAGGGGGAAAAAGAAAAAAAAAAAAAUUGCGAGGAAAGGGGGAACUCUCAUACGAUGUUGCACAAAAUGGCGGAUCAAAAAGUGGGACGCGCAGACAAUUUUUUCGUCACUGGAAGCACCAAGCAGAAAGGAAGGACGAAGACACGGCUACCAAAAUUUGCAAUGACACUUUUUGUGAAGACGCGCGGAAUGGUUUCCCUCAUUCGAGCGACAGCAGGGGGGAGGAGGAGGAUCAGGGAAGGGGUUUUACUCAUGAUGCCCCCCUGCCUAGACGAGCCAGCAGCUGUUUGCUAACAAAGCGGGAUGAUCACUUUCCUGAUGCAAAAAAAUGGAAGAGCGUAAGAAAUGUCAAAAGGGAAAACUUGGAACGAACGGCCCGAAUGAGCGGUGGCGAACAGGUCGAACAGGAGAAAGACAGAACGGGCUGCGAAAAGAAGCACAGGAGAAGUGUUGCGUCCAGUGGUGGGGACGUUACGCAAAAUAGACAGGCCCAUAAAAGAAGGAGGCAUAGAUUCUUACGGGAGGAGGUUCUUCUGGGCGCCGCCAUGGGGAGCAACAUACCCUCACUCGAAAAGGAAGAACGCACAAAAAGGAAAAAAAAAAAAAAAAAAUCGAGAAAAAAUGCAACGCGGGUGAAGCAGCGUCAGGAUCAAGAGAACCGCCCAACGAAGUUCGAUGAAAACGAUUUGCUGAAAAAGAAAGAGGUAAAUUUUGACAGGGUGGAGCAGGCAGGCCGUGUAGAAUCUUCCGCUGUUGAGAUCGGAUCUCGGGUAAGAGACGACAAUGCGCAUAGGGAGGCCCCCCCAGGAAGGUCACACGAUUCCACUGUGGAGCGUGGAAAAGUUGAAAAAUCAAAACUGCAGAAGAAAAAAAUGGUGCAAAAAAAAAUAAGCUUUUACAGCUUGAAGGAUGAGAGGAGUUUGAGCUCGGGGGGCCUCGGGGGUGAGAGCUCCUGCGCUUUGAAGUCGAACGAGACGAACAGCGGUCCGAACGGGGGACCACCACACAGUUCCGCAAAGAAGGAGUACUUUUUCACCUAUAGCCCCGCGGUUAAGAAGAAGAAGGGUGUGUUAACAAAGGUGAAUCAUGCGUUUAGAAAGUACUUCAAAAGCAUGGACAUGAGUGAGCGAGGGAGUCCGUCUGGGCAUGCGCGCACAGGGGAGUUGACUAGAGGAGACCAGUCAUUACCCAGUGGGGGUCCACAUAGGAGUGAAGAACGGAUGAAGACAAGCAUAACUACAAGCAACAAGAAUGUCAACUUCGCCCACAAGUUUGACAACUAUAAUAAAAAUAAGCUUCUAAAAAAAUUGACAUCUACCCUUGAAGUGGGGAAAAAAAAAGUGAGCAUUUUUAACAGGUUUUAUUACAAAUUUAAUGAUGAAGAGUUGGAAGAAGAAUACACACGAGGGUACUACCGAGAAAUAAUUAACAUUGACUUGACUAAAAAACUAAUAAUAAUAUUUAUCAUAUCGGAAAUGAUCAUAAGUUUAUGUAACGUGAUAGAAUUAUCCUACUAUGAUCACAAGCUGAAAGUAAACGAUUUUAUUGUAAUAAUUUGGCUAAUAAGAUGUAUUUACCUAUUUAUAAUAACAUUCAUAUGGUUGUUACUGAAAAUUAAGUUGAAGGAAUAUAAGAAGAAUUCUAGCAAGAUGAUGUGGACGGUUUUUAUUUUAAACAUUUUCCUCUCCUCAUGGUGUAUUAUCAUUAUGGACCUGUCGUGUAUCCAUUAUAGUAACCUUGUUGGAAAUUUGAGCACGAGAUCUUUAUUCUUUAUGAAAGACGCAACUGAACUGAUCAUUUGCAUGCAGUUGAUAUUUAUUAAGAAUAUGUUAUUUAAACAUAAGUUUUUUUUUUUUGUGUUUUUUUUCGUUUUUCUGAUUUAUUCUUUUUCGAAAUUGUUUGAAAUACAUUUGUGUGAAAUAAGAAUAUGCUCCAGCAUCCUCCUAAUUCUUUUCAUCAACAUUUUAUAUUUUUGGUACACUGAAUAUUUAGACAGGACCCAAUUUUUAGUUAAGAGGAAAAGGAACCGGAUGGAGAAAACGUCACAUGACUUUUUAACUAGGAUAUUGCCGAGACAAGUUUUGGAAGAAUACCAAAAUGAUAAUUUACAGUUAACCUACAGUCAUGAAAAAAUCGCUUUUCUAUUUGCCGACAUUGUAGGGUUCACGAGGUGGAGCAAAACUGUUCCUCCGAAGGAUGUGUUAAAAUUAUUACAAAAAUUAAUAUCCAAGAUAGACAAGGAUACUAUAAAAUUGGGACUGUACAAACUUUUCACCAUUGGGGAUGCCUACGUUGCCACUAGCCAACCCAACUCUUCCAUCACAGAUGAGCGUGAAGCUGUCGAUGGGAUAUUGAACAUUUUUAAGCUAGCUAAACUGAUUCUACAUAAUAUUAACACUAUUAAAAUUCAGUUUAACAAGCACGAUUUUAACAUGAGGAUCGGUUUGCACUACGGAUCCUGCGUGGGGGGCAUCAUCGGGUCGGUCAGAAUUAGGUACGACAUGUGGGGCCUGGAUGUUCUCAUAGCUAACAAGAUAGAAUCGAAUGGAAUUCCUGGCGAAAUUAUCUGCUCCGAGCAGUUCAAGAGCUUCUUCCUGGAGCAUGAGCCGCAAGCGAAACUCAACUUUUGGUACUACAAAACAAUCUACAUAAGCGACAAAGAUGUGAAGCUGUACGUCAUAGAGGACAAGAACUAUGAGGAGGACUAUGACCCUAAGACGACCGACUAUGAGACGUUGUUAAAACUGCGCGAGAAAAAGGCAAAAGGUGGGCCACCCAACUGCAUGGAUAAAUGA